UUGGAUGGACUAAAGACUGGUGAAAAGCUUGCUGGGGUGUCAUCAGAGCGGAGACAGGGCUGUAUUAAGAAGGACGUUGGCAGGCUGUGCAGAUCGUUGACCCAGGCUCAGAAGAUCAACAUCCAGAAUGGCUACCGCAGGCACCUCAGGGCUGGGACGCAAAAAGAAGGCUCCUGGUCUCAUGGAUCAGAUUGGCAUGUUCUUUGGAGGGGAUAAGAAGAAAAGAGGAAAGGGUUCAUUUCGUGGUCACCUGUCUUCCUCACCCCCAAGACCUCAGCAUUCCUCAACCCGACGCCGUGGAGAUGUGAACCCUGUCGUUCAUUUCUUCAGGAGCUUUGUGUCCUCUCCUCGCCCUAAGUCAAGGUGGAGGGAACUCUUCGGCCUGGCUCCACCAUCAGCCCGUGGCACAGAGAGUAUCAGAUCACCUCACAGACGCCGCAGAGAACAGAACACACUCUCCAGAAUCUUCAACCUGGGAGAAAGUAGAUCUCGUUCUCCACCCAAACGCUGGAGCACCAUCUUCUGAGCCCUCGACUGACACGGGAACGAGACAGAUGGAAGAUAAGGGAAAGGAUAAGAAGGAGAAAGGAAAAGCAGAGGGUCUCUGCCUUGUGGACUCACACUUUGCUAUAUGUUUAACAAACUAAUAUUGGCCACCUCCGCUUAUUAGACAGUGAUACAAUCCUGCUAUUGGAAAUUAGUCAUCUAUAGAGUAACAGGAACAAGGUGCGUUUCAGGGAGGUUCUGUGGUCAUGUGACAUAUAAUGUUUAAAUAUAUUGGCUUUACUUAAGUGCCUUAAUAGAAAUUAGUAUGCAAUAUAAAUCAAAAUCACCGUCCUUUAUCAAUAAUGCAAUAUAUAUACUUAUUCCAGUGAAAAAGCUCACACCAAAAAGUAUCAAAUUGUUGCACAUGCUACCAAAAUGACAACUUCCAUGACAGCACAAUAGCCCACUUGAGUUUUAAAUAUGAAAUAACAGCAAUAUAAUUAAAUAUCAAGCCGCCUCUUACUUGAUUUUAAUUUGAAAUGUAAUACAAUAGCUAUAUCAGUAAUCAAGUCUCUUUUGUCAUUAAAGAAAGUGUUUUCAAUCACUGCAUCAUUACUCCAUGUGAAAUUUACACUGAGUGUAGUUUUUUUUUUUCUUUGAUACAUUAUUCAAUUUCAUACUUUAAUCCAUGUAAUACUGUGAGAAAUGAUUCCAGGUUGUUUUAUGUAAGUGUAGUACAGUUUUGAAUAUCGUGUGUUCUUUGUACUUGUCAAAUGUCUUGUCAUGUAUAGUUUGUUUCUAUGUCUAAAAUGAUUUGCAUAUAGAACUUUAAACUGUGUUUUGCCACUUAAGAGGUCUUUAUAACAUCCAAUAUAUGAUGUAUAUUAUUAAUGCAUGACAAUAAAAUAUCAAUUUGUAUAACAUUAAUUAGUAGAAUUAGUAGAAACAACUGCAACUGAUACUAAAAUUGUAAGUCUCUGAACUGGAAAGCCAAAUCCAAGUCAGCAGAGAUGUCAUGAAAUGCCCUUCAAUUGCACUGAUGUAGUAAAAAUAUUUGUUUUAAUAGCUUAGAAAUACAACGAGUGAUAUUUUAUUUUUACAUAUUUACUUUUCAUUACUUUUGCAUAAUAUAUCCAAAACAAGAAAGAGUUAAAAAACAAAAAAUCAGGAUGGCAGAGUUUUAAAAGUAGCGAAGGUGGAAGAGAGCAAAUGAAAAGUGAAAGAAGGACCUAAGAAAAGAAACAAAUGUCAAUAAAUGAAUGGAAAGAAUAGAGAUGAGAUGAGUGAGAUUGAUUUAAUUUCGCCUAUGUGACAGUACCAAGCCUUCUGUUUAUAACGUGUCCUCAUAUUGUGUUUGGUGUCUCUCUGUUUAUGAAUGAGUGCUGAACAUAUAAAUAAAAUUCAGUUAUUCUGCCCGUCA
This is a messenger RNA of Clarias gariepinus (North African catfish), 1906 nucleotides long. RefSeq names its product myelin basic protein a (gene mbpa). Gene Ontology annotation, molecular function: structural constituent of myelin sheath. Lineage: Eukaryota; Metazoa; Chordata; Actinopteri; Siluriformes; Clariidae. The transcript is spliced from 6 exons. The record is from RefSeq and is a predicted model, not a curated record. Gene Ontology annotation, biological process: myelination. Gene Ontology annotation, cellular component: neuronal cell body; compact myelin; internode region of axon. Bases 128 to 526 code for a protein of 132 amino acids.